UUAGACUAUGAUGUGUGUUUAAUUAUAUUUUUAUUUCUUUUAAAAGAACUUUUUGGAUUGUUGUUUUUGGACCAAAAAUGACAUCUAUUAUCAAAUUAACUACCCUCUCGGGGGUUCAGGAAGAGUCUGCUCUUUGCUAUCUUCUGCAAGUUGACGAGUUUAGGUUUCUCCUGGACUGUGGCUGGGAUGAGCACUUUUCUAUGGAUAUUAUAGACUCCCUGAGGAAGCAUGUUCACCAGAUUGAUGCAGUGCUGUUGUCCCAUCCUGAUCCUCUCCAUCUUGGUGCCCUCCCGUCUGCUGUCGGGAAGCUGGGGCUGAAUUGUGCGAUCUAUGCGACCAUUCCUGUUUAUAAAAUGGGGCAGAUGUUCAUGUAUGAUCUUUACCAGUCUCGACACAACACAGAGGACUUUACGCUCUUUACAUUAGACGAUGUGGAUGCAGCCUUUGAUAAAAUACAGCAGUUAAAAUUCUCUCAGAUUGUGAAUUUGAAAGGUAAAGGACAUGGCUUGUCUAUCACACCUCUGCCAGCUGGUCAUAUGAUAGGUGGAACAAUAUGGAAAAUAGUCAAAGAUGGAGAAGAAGAAAUUGUCUAUGCAGUUGACUUUAACCACAAGAGGGAGAUCCAUUUAAAUGGAUGUUCCCUGGAAAUGCUAAGCAGACCCUCCCUGCUUAUCACAGAUUCAUUUAAUGCUACGUAUGUGCAGCCUCGGAGGAAACAGAGAGAUGAACAGCUUCUGAGUAUGUAUUACCUAAUGUCCUCUGUGGAAGUGCAUGGUAGUGUGAAAUACUGUUUUUUCUAUUUUGUUUAACACUUUUCUUGUCAU
This is a messenger RNA of Herpailurus yagouaroundi (jaguarundi), 824 nucleotides long. RefSeq names its product cleavage and polyadenylation specificity factor subunit 2-like. The transcript has 5 exons. Gene Ontology annotation, biological process: mRNA 3'-end processing by stem-loop binding and cleavage. The record is from RefSeq and is a predicted model, not a curated record. Lineage: Eukaryota; Metazoa; Chordata; Mammalia; Carnivora; Felidae. The coding region runs from base 78 to 809 and encodes 243 amino acids. Gene Ontology annotation, cellular component: mRNA cleavage and polyadenylation specificity factor complex. Gene Ontology annotation, molecular function: RNA binding.